UCUCGUAAUGUGCAGUUACUUUCCAGCCAGCGCGAGACAAGAGUUGCAAAACAUCCAGCGAGCAAUAGAAACGUAGUAUCGCACACGUAUAGACGACACAUAAAAGAAACGCGGCAACUUCCUCCAUCCUGAUUCGGGAAACGGAAAAAGGAAGAGCCAAAUAAGACGUUUAUUAGAGCUACUCAACAAGAUCCGCUGCCCACGACCUACCGUCAUCAGAAUCGUCUCUGCUGCAUAUGGUGAAAGCUUUCUGGUGAAAAUCACAUUCACACUUGAUGGAAAGUUCCUCAUGCAUUUCUGGAUUGACAAGCGCAGCCAGACGUGUGGGUAUAACGGGCGGCGCUCACUGCCUAUGGGCUGUGGGACAAGACGGCCCCGCUGCAAGCCCAUGGUUACACCUGUCCACCGGUUUACACCGAUUGACUGUGGGCGGCGUAGCCAGCUGUCAGUGCCGCCCACAUUCGGUUCAUCCUCUGGCUCCCACCGACAGCCUGGGCCUCAUGCAGUUGAGGUGGACAGUAGUGUCUUCCUGGACUUGCCACUGGAACCAGCAACUGAAGCCAGUGUCCACAGUAUAGCUCAACAACAGCUGCUGCCAGUAGGUCGUGUUAGGUGUGGCAUGUGGGCAUCAUUUGCACUUGCCACAGUUUUUGUGGCAGGAGCAAAAUUCUAUUUUGAUCAUGAGGGAGUACAUGGUACUGGGCUGGAGGUGUUGGUGUUCUGUUCGUUGCUGGUUGUGUUCCUGCUUGCAGGUUGUACUGUGUCAUUGUGUCGAUCAAGAGUGACCCGGGAAUUACUUUCAGCUGCAGUAGCAUCAAGUGCUGUUCAUGUCCAAUCUGCCCAGGCUGUAGCAACUUCUUCAUCAGCAACACCUGUCCACCAGACUCGUGAACGUCCUGUUGAAACAACGAGUGUGACAGUUCAGCAAGAAGUGGCUGAAAGGCAAGUGGUUGCCUUACCUUCGUCAAAUACAGUCCAAGUUCCCGAACCACCUCCUCCACCCUACCAUGUUGCAGUUCUGCUACCAGUUCAGCAGAGACCACAUCCGCCUGGUGAUGAGUCGCCUCCACCCUCAUAUGAGAAGGCUGUAAGCUAAAAAUGAACCUGUGAACUUCUAAAUCAGAAGCUUGAGUCAUUCCUCUUUGUGCAAUGAGUCAUCAUAGUACUGAUAUCAUGAUAUAGUUUACUUUGAGAGAAUGCUUUGAUUUUCUCAUCUAUAGACUUCCAUGAAAUGAGUGAAUCUCUUGUUGGCUAAAAUAGUGUGGCUGGAAAUAUGUUGAAUUUUCUACCUGUUUGACAAAUAUUUUUAUGCAUCGUCAAGAGAAAUAGUUUGCAUCAACACAGGAAGAAGUUUUGUGAAUUGUUUGUGACUUGUGCAGUAAAACUGAUAGCUAAGAUUGCAUUUGGUAAGCUAACUGUCUGUUGACUCAUUUUAUACCUCAUUUUCAGUGUAGAUUUGCAUAUUUGAGAGUACCAGUAUACAGAAUGACUAUAAUAGAAAGAUGGGAACCAUCACUCUGCCGAGUUCCCUCAUGCUUUUUAUUUAAAUGAUUGUUAUUACACAAGUAUUAUUUACUUAUUCCAGUCUCUCAUGUCGAUGACAGAAGUUUCCUGUGUUCAGACACUAGCCUUUCUUUCAAAUUUUCACUUGUCAGUGUAUACAUUAUUGUGCAUGACUUGACUAUUCUUAUGCAUUUAAAAACAUCAUGUGUAUUACAGAUAUUAAGCUUGAUUCUGUUCUGUGAACAGUUACAUAUAUAUUAUUAUUUACAGUUAAGUGGCUAAACAUAAAAAUAAAACAAAAGAAAAUGAGUUGUAAUGCCAAAGAAAUGGGCGCAUUUCCUCUAUUUUAUAAUUAGCACUAAGUAAUUUGUGAAAAUCUUCACACUAUUUCAUUUUAAUUGUUGAUAGCAUGCAAGAAUGUUUGAAUAUGCAAGUUAAAAUACUCGAAAUUUGUGUAUAGCUGUUGUGGGAAAAUUUGUGAAAUGGAAUUAUUUACCUGAAAUGAAAGAAGAGAGAUUUUUUGUGGUUAAGUACAAUUUAUUUUUUUGGCAAGAACAGAAAUAGUUAAUAUUAUCUUUUUUUUCAUUUAAUAGUAUUAAGAUGUGCAGUAUAUGUCACUUGUGUAUUAUAUUUGCCCUUGAUGAACACACAAAUGUUUUAGGCCUUGUACAUACACACAAUGAAUAUAUAUGUUGAUUUUUUAAAAUUGGCUAAGAUACUCAAACAAUCGCAAAAACUACGCACAAUUUUGUACAAUUACAUGGUAAUAGUACUUACACUGUAUUUUAUCUUGCUUUAAAAUGAAAUUUCAGUUCUUUAUGAGAGAACUGCUAUUAAUAAAGUGAUAGAAGCAAGACAAACAUAUAAAGAAUAUGAGUGUGUAGAAAGGCUUCACUUCUGUUUGAGGAGCUAACAUUUAACUGUAAACAUGAAAUAUAGGUAGAGGAAGGAAAGAGAAAGGAUGGGUGGGGAAUUGUGACAGCUAGCCACCGAGAGCAUUGCGGUAACGCAGUGGAGAAAGUUGAAAAUUUGUCCCCAAGCAUGACUCAAACCCUAUGUACCGCUUCUCACGAAUGGUUGCCUUAACCACAUUGGCCAUCUGGACACGGUCCCUGACUGACUCAAAUUUCCAACUUAUCACAUGCUGUAAUGCAGCCUCCCUAAUCCAUUAAACUCACUACUCACAAAUUCUGAUUUCCGUAGUAGUUUGGAUGAUAUUUGUGCAUUCCCACUGGAACAAACAUCGAGAAACCACUACCCUCUUUUUCAAAUAUAUAACAUUUAAGAGUUUUACAACAAGGGCAGUUGUGACUGUGAAGCCAGUUGACAGCUCUCAUAAAAAUUUGUGUCACAUUUUUAUGUUGAUUUCAGUGCGGAACCAGAACAAUAGCAUACUGUCAGAUUUCAGUCCCAAUAAAUGUAUUUAAUUAUAACGUAAUUGAAAUACUAACACCAAAAUUCCAGACAUGUUACAAAAUUAUGUGUUAUGUUGGAAAGAAAUAGCCUGUUUUGUCCUUUUCUCAUUAUUUUUAACAUUAGAAAAGCCAUGAGAAUGACUUAAAAAUUAAAACUUUCCGUUUUCAGUCAGUGAGAAAGCCAUGGAAUAUUUUUGUACUGUUAUUGGUUCACAGUUAUUGUUCAGAACCCAGUGUUUUUAAAUAACUGCCUUGGGAUUUGUGCAGCUAAGAUAUGGGAAGUAUGAAAACCAAAUUAUCAAUAUUGUGAGUGAAAAUAAUAAGAGAAAAUGCAUUUUUGUGUGAAACUUCCCCAACGUCUUACACAAAAUAAUCUGCAUGUAGUAGCAUGCAGGAGAAUCUUUAAGAAUGUGUCAAACAUGUAUAUUUUAUUCUUCCUUUUGAUUAAAAUACUGAAAAAUCAUUAGUUUCACUGGGAAGCUAUUGACAGUAUUUCCCAGAAUGUUGAUACUAUUUGCACAGUUUGAUUUCUCAGAUCUUUGUGAUCAUUACUAGCCUGUAGUAAAAUCACUCAUCACCCUUUCACUAUAAACUUUGCUGGCAAGCAUUCCACUGACAGCUAUCCAAGCAUGUCUGGCGACCUUGUAGAGCACUUGCGGCAAAAGGCAAAGGACGCAGGUUGAGUCCCAGUUCACCACAUGGUUUAAAUCUGCAAGAAAGUUUCAAAUCGUGUCACACAUUGCUACAGAGUAAAAUUCAUUCUUGAAACAAUCCCCUAGGCUGUGGGUAGGCCAUUUCUCUGCAAUAUCCUUUCUUCUAUAUGUGCUAGUCCUGUUAGGUAUCUAGGAGAACUUCUGUGAAGUUUGGAAGGUAGAAGAAGAGGUACAGUGGAAGCAGGGCUGUGAGGACAGAUUGUGAGUUGUGCUUGUUAGAACAUGUGUCCAUGAAAGGCUAAGGUCCCAGAUUCAACUCCCAGUUUUAAUCUGCCAGAAAGUUUCAACUUCUUUGUUUCUUCGUGUUUUUUUUUCCCCCCUCCAUUGGUAAGUUAGUGUUUCUUUGAGAAGUGUGCUCAUUACAUUCCACAUUUAUUUUGUAGAUUCUUUACAUUCAGUGAGAAGGACAGCAUCAUCAGUGAAACUUUUGUACCCUGUCCUGACAUUUUUAUUAGGCCCUUUCUUUUCUUUGCUUUCACUUCAGUUCUUCUCAGUGUAUAAUUGAAGGAGCACACUUUAUAAUUAAUGUAUUUGCCUUAUUUCCUUAUUUAAAUAUGUAUGAGGUACAAAUGUUAAAAAUUCUACCUUGGCUGUAUGUCACUCAAUCCUUACAUGAAAGAUUUUUCUGUUUAGUCAGGUUAUGAAUUUUUCAUGAUUUAUCUCAAUAUUCAUCUACAAAAUACAAUAUUCUGAACAUCAAACAAGGGAAAAUCCAGAAUGGAAUGUAACAUUAUUAUGAAAAGAAUAAUUGGUACUCACCAUGUAGAGGAGAUGAUGAGUCGCAGAGAGGCACAACAAAAGGACUGUCAUCAAGUGAGCUUAUGGACAACAAUGCCUUCGCUGAAAACGAUAGCAUACCCACCAUACACUCACACAAAUGUAACUCUCACAUACAUUGCCACAGGCUGCUGAGGCCAGUGAGACUGUGGUGAAGUGUGUAUGUGUGUGUGUUUGUGUGUUGUCUAUUUCAAUGAAGGCCUUGUUAGUGAAAAGCUCAUUUACUAACAGUCUUUUUGUUCCUAUCUGUCACUCAAUAUCUCCACUAUAUGGUGAGUAGCAACUAUCUUUUCAUAAUAUUGCUAUAUCCUGAACAUCUUUACACAUUACUGUUAAUUAGGUAGUAACAUUUAAUUUUUUCUCCAUACCACCUAGUGUAUAAACCAUGGAGAGAUGAGGGAAACCUGAUUGAUGACUAUUAAUAAUUUAUAUAUGGUGUCCGUGCUUUCAUGGAAGUAUAGAGUGAUGUUCAGCUGCUUUUUCUUGUGUUUCUUCUGCUUCACAAAUUUUAUUUCCAUACUGAACAAUUUCUCUGAAA
Molecule: messenger RNA, 4946 nt
Organism: Schistocerca gregaria
Lineage: Eukaryota; Metazoa; Arthropoda; Insecta; Orthoptera; Acrididae
Exons: 4
Coding region: 290-1096 (268 amino acids)
Source: RefSeq, a predicted model, not a curated record